AUGGGGCAUGCCUGGCGCCAGUUCCAAGCUCUGCUAUGGAAGAACUGGCUUUGCAGACUCCGGCACCCAGUCCUCUCUCUAGCAGAAUUCUUCUGGCCGUGCAUCCUGUUCAUGAUUCUGACAGUGCUUCGAUUUCAAGAACCUCCCAGACACAGAGAAAGUUGUUACUUACAAGCCCGGGACCUACCCAGCCGGGGUGUUCUCCCUUUUGUUCAAGCACUUCUUUGUAACACUGGCUCAAGUUGUAGAAACAUCAGCUUUGAGAGUUCCAUGGAUCACCAUUUCCGUUUGUCUAGGUUCCAAACUGCAACCGACAACAGCAAAGUCAGUAGCUUGGCCUUUUUAAAAGAGAUCCAGGACCUGGCUGAGGAAAUUCUUGAAACAACGGGCAAGGCGAAGAAGUUACAAAAACUGUGGUUGAGAAGAUCCGAAAUCCCAGGUACCACGUACGGCUCCAGUUUUCUAACAAUGGAUCUUAAUAAAACCGAGGAUGUGAUAUCAAAAUUGGAGAGCCUCCAUCAGCAACCUCAUAUUUGGGAUUUUCUACGUUCCCUGCCCAGACUGCACACAACCAAUGCUCGCUUGGAAGAUCGUUUGGGUGCUGCGACACACUUUCUCCAGGCAGGUUUGAAUUCGUUAACAUCUCUGGGAGAUUUGGAUUGGCUACCACUGAACCAGACCAUCCCCCAGGUUUUUAGACAUGUUCUGAAUGCAACCAUCUCCAGCCUGAGGUUUCUGCAGCAUCACAGAACAGCUGUCAAUGAGACCAUUUACCACCUGUCCCUACAGAAUAUGGUAUGGGAUCCCCAGAAAGUUCAGUCUGAUCUUGAAUCCCAGUUUGGUUUCAAUGACCAUCAAUUGGAGCACAUCCUGAAUUAUUCAGCCGAGCUGAAGGAGAUGCACUGUGAGCCCAUGAAGAUGCAGAAAGUCUGGGGCUGGCUGUUCUUGGCAGCCCUGUUCCUCACUGUGAACUGCAGGAAAAGAGAAUAUUUAAUCUGGACCUGCUUCCUAAAAGAAUCUUCUCAGCAGAGGCUUCAGCAAUCGACAAUGCAGUUUGUCAAGAACCCAGUUAGAUUCCAGCAUCUGGGCAAGUUGCAACGUGCACUGUCAGACCUGUCCCCGUGGCCAGCUCUGAAGAGAUUGCCCCUGCUGGACACUGUUCUCAGGAACACGGUGGCCUGGGAUUUGCAUUUUGUUCAAGAAGUCCUCAGUUACCUGAAGACAUCAGCAAGGGAUUUUAUACCUGAUGGAUCUGAUGGAUGGAGACUGGAAAUGGAUAUGUUCUUUUGGGGGCUAAAGCAGCUGUUGACAAAGAAUGCUUCCGCCACUUGCCUGAAUGGACAUUUGUCUCAGGAGGCUCCGCUCCCCACUGGGGACUCCAGCAUCUGGAGGAGUCUCUGGGGAAUGCUAUGCCACACCACCGCCUUCAAUGAGACCAGUGUUUUAAAUGAGCUGCUUCAUGCAGUGAAAGAUGCUGGUCACCGUUUGCAAGAGGUCAUUGCAGGACAAACAGAUGGACCAGUGGCAGAACAUGGUGGGCACUUGGGCUGGCAGGAUCUUGGGACACAGAUAUCAGACGUGAGCUUUGCCUGUUCUCAGGUCUUCCAGCUGCCAGGAGCUGAUGCCUCACCUGAGAAAGGUAUCUCUGAUGAUGGCUGCGAGCGCCAGCUUGUUUCCACAGUGGUAUCACACAUACUUGAAGAGGUACAAAUAUCCCUGCAGCGAAUGUCCUACUGGAAAAUCUUCUCAGAGAUCAUCAGGAAGACUUGUGAAUUGGUUCAAUAUGUGAACGAGCAUGGAAGUUUCCAGAACGGUCUGCUGUCUUUCUCUGAGGACUCUCCUUGUUAUACACAAAAUAUGGAUUGGAAACUCGUCAUUGAUAAUUAUUUUGUAUUUUUCAAUAACUUGAAGAAGUCUCCAAUAACUUUCAUAACCAAGGCUUUAAAUUUCACAAAACACCGUCUAGCGGUGGACAAUAAGCUGUACACCCUUGAAAAUGGGAAGAUGAACAUUCUCCUGUCAUGUGUGGAGUUUUUGGAAGAAUUAUUAUUAUCCGUUCCUUCUGGCUCAUUCACUGAUCCUGAAUCCCACAAUCUCUCUUCUCUCACUGAGCUUCUUUGGAAUAGAAGUAUUUUGUGGAUACAUUAUUUAAAAAGUUUAGAGAAAGACCCACAUGACAGUGAUGCUCAGAAACUUCUGAAGUUUGAGAAACUGGUCAUUGAAAAACUUCAAAGUCUUAAAAAGCACCGGAUGCAGAAGGAAUCAAAAAAUAUUUUGAGAUUCAUAGAAUUAAUACUUCUUGAAAUUAAUCCAGAGCUGCGAGAAUUCUGGCUCAAUAGCAUUUCACAAGAAGAAAGAGCUAAUAUUGAAAUCUUGCCCACACUUGUAGAUUUUUCUGUGCCAGAAUAUGAAACUAUUCUUGGCAAAAUAUUUAAUUUCUUCCAAUCAUUCCAUUCUGGUUGGCCCAAAUCGCCAGCCACGAAUACAGACUUCAUACGUUUAAGUGAGGCUAUAGUACAUGGUCUCUAUGAAUUUAGCUUUCUGACACAGGAACAAGUCUCAAUAGCCCUGGACACCAUCUAUGCUCUGCAGAACAUGUCUAAGCUUUUUACAGCCCUUUCUGAACCUCAAAAACAAGAGCUAGAUGACAUUUUGACUCAUAUAUACAUGAGCACCUUCAAAGACAGAGACACAGCUGUACUUCUGCAGACGUAUUCUUCACUUUACCAAUAUCUUUAUAAAUUCUUGAACAUUCGGGAUAGACAGUCUCUAAUAACUUAUCUCACUCAAAUCUCUAGGCAGAUUUUGGACCUCAUAAAGCGAUUUAAUAUCCAAAACAUCAAUAAAGCACUUUUGCUUUUAUCGGAGACAACAGAGGCUCUUGGGACAAUACCUGAGGUAUCUUACUGUCAGCAGUUGUUUUCAAUUUUAAACUUUUUAGAAAUUCAAGCCCAGUCCCUAGUGUUGACGGAGGGAAUAGCACAAGGAGUGAUUCAUGCUAGUUUGACAGGUCUCAAGCAGCUGUUUGCCAUGGAUGAAGGCUUUCGUGUUUCUUUACUUGAGUAUGUCAAUCAGUUAUUUAAUGGUACAGCAGAAACCCAAUUGCUGAGUGAAUGCUUCAUUCUGGAAAAUGCAACCAUUUCUUCUGUGAUUUAUUCAGGAAAUGAGGGGUCUUCCCUUCCUUUUUCAUGGAAACAAGUUUUUUCAAACCUCUCAUUAAAUGGCAGUGUGAUCAGUGAAUUCACGGCCAUCCACUGUACCCUUUCAUGGAUUCAGACAUGGACUGAGAUUUGGGGAAGCAUUUCUCACAUAUUCAAACUUGACCUGAGUAUUUUUACUCCUCUUCAUGUUGGUAUCACUCAGCUUUUGGAUGAACUGGAAAGUGAUGGGAACAUUUCUAAAAACUGCCAAGGAAUAGUUCCCACAUAUCAUACUGCUAGAGUCCUGUUAAAUUUGUUUAAAAAUGUAACUCAGGAGAAUGGAUUUCAUGACUGGGAUGGCCUCCUGGAUCUCAGGGAUCUUUGGGUAGCAUUGAGUAAUGAAUUAGUUGCAGUGCAAUCACUUAACCUGGACCAAAUAGAGAAAUCUUUCAUCACCAUGGAAACCUCCCUGCACCAGCUGAAGACAUUUCCAAUGAAAACAAAUGCAAGCAAGGAGUUCUUAUAUUCCCUGUUUGAUGUUUUCAUUGAGUUAAGCAAAACCUCAGACUAUAUGGACAGAAAUAUGGAAUUGAUCAAUAACUUUCUUUCAAAUGAUCUCACAGAUCAUAAAGCCAAAUUUGCAAGUGUCAUAACUGAGCUGAGAAAAACAAUAUUAUUUCUUAAGAAUGUGUCAGAGGAUAGAACUUUAUUGUCAUGUGCUGGUAUUUUUCAGAGUGUCACUGAGUUGAUUUUCAAAGAUAACCUAUUACCUGUGAAUACUUCUAAGAAGCAGGCACAUAUUCUGGCCAUGUUAAGUUCCAUAUUUUCAUCAAAAAACAUAAGUAGUAGCUUGGAAGGAUGCAUUGCAUGGGUAGAUCUCAUAGACCGUCUGUGUAUGAUGUAUAAUUCAAGUUCCUCAUCCAGCCAUAGUCACAGCAUGUUGGGAAGCUUCGAGGAUAUGGAAAACAAAAUGAACUCUGCAUUGAAAAUUUUAACAUGGGUGCUAAAUAAAAAGAUACCCAUUUGUCCAUUAAAUGAAUCAAAUAUAAACUGUGUAAAUAUUUAUCUGAAAGACAUAACUGACUUUCUAAAUAUUAUAGUUACUACAGGCUUGGAAAAAGAGAAGGUCCCUAAAUUUGAGAUUUUAUUGGCUCUUUUCAACGAUUCCACAAAGCAGGUAGACAUGAUCAUCACCAACUUAACAAAAGAUCUUGAUUUUGCCUCCCAGUAUGACUGGAAGCACUUCAAGGACUUACUUCUAAGACCCAUAGGAAUGUCAGAUGACAUUCCUGACCGGUUUCAGAAUAUCUGGCAGCAUAUUAUAGCACUGGGGAAGGAAAUGCAGAAACUUUUAAGAGGUAUCUUCCAUAAUGUCCUCAGAAAUAAUUCCUCUUCUGACACUGAAACAAUGUUUACUGUAUUCUCUACCAGCCCAAAGGAAAAAGAUAUAAACCAUUUAGGCAACUCAAUUUACCAAUUAGCUAAUUUCUUUGCUCUCAACAUAACUAAUGGUCUUCAGAAUUCAUCAGAAGUGGCCCCAUAUGGGAUAUUGAAAGCUGUGGGUUUUGGUAUCCAACUGGCCCGGGAUGUGUUCAACUCCUUAAUGCCUGCUGUCCAUUUCAAUAUCCCACAAGAUUCGGAUCAUGCUCAAGUCUUAAAGAAAGUGACAUCUCUCGUGCAUUCCCUCAAGAAGGCUGACAUAGAGCUCUUAGUAGGCCAGUUUGGGCAAAUCUCUGAAAGCCUAAUGAAUUUCUUUAAGAACCUCAGCAGAUCAGGUAUUGACAGUUUAGGGGUCGAUAUGCUGGUUGGCUUAGUGGAGAGGUUUGUGGACAGCUCAGACUCAUGGAGUGUCAGUUACCUGCUGCGUCUCUCCCGUCUGCUGCCCAAGGAAGUAGUGAAUACUGUGUUGGAUGUGUAUUAUGCUCUUCCCCACAUUGCAGGCCUCCUGCAGAGAGUCACAGAUAAAAACAUAACAGAGAGCCUCAAGGAUGUCUAUAACUUCACUCUUCUUCAUGGCAUAACCAUGUUCAAUAUCACUAAGGAAGACUUUGCCGAUGUGAUUAAAACUCUUCUGGACACAGUUGAGUUGGUAUCAGAUGAACCAGCUGUUGUUUCAGAGGUUUUACUGUGCCUUCCCAAGGUCUGGUGCUCAAACCACACAACCUUCAGGCUUGAGGAAAACCUUAAAGUAGAAGGCUGUAAUGUCCAGGGGCACAGGUCUUCUUCAUUUUAUCACAUGGUGACCCGUAUACUAGAUCUUCUUCAUCUGUCACCGCCAAGUGAUUCCCAAUGCAUAAAUGAAAACUCUGAAGGGAAAAUAACCAGGAAAGUAGUCUGUGUGAUCCAUGAGUUGGCAGACUGGAAUUCCAUUCUCUUGGAGCUGUUGGAGAUAUUUCACAUUAAAAAUUUAUUUGUGAAAACUCUGCAGGGAUUUUGGCAUGAGGUAUUACCCUUUGUGUCACCUUCUGGAAGUCUGGAUAUUGGCAGCACCCAAGAACUCUGUCCUAGUGGACCCAUAAAGCAAGCUGCUUUGCAAAUCAUAGAGAAAUUAAAAUAUGCCAAUUUUACAAAAUUUAUACUGGGCGAAAACAUUCUGGACAAGUUAGGUAAAUUAGACAAGAUUCUUAACAUUACUAAAGGCACAGAGAAAUCUGUCCAAAAGAAUGUUUACUUAAAUUUGGAAAGAAUAUUCAAAUUGGUUUCUGCUGUUUGGAGUUUAGGAAAUAGUGCUCAUUAUCUACUGUCUCCAAUCAUGGUCUCUCUGAACGCAAGUCUUACAGAUAAGAGCUCAGAUGCAUUAUCAAGUUUAAUGAAAAAUGAUAAAGCAACUUACAACUUUGAAGAACUGUGGUUGGACUUUAAACAACCCACCAAAGACCCAGCCAGUAACUUGAGUCUAGGACAAUUACUUUCGGAUAUUAACAAAAAGAUCCAAGGCAUAGCUCUUCAAAACACAACUGUGCAACUCUCUCAAGUUCUGAAAAUCCUGGAUUCAUCACCACUGAAGACAGCAGAAAUUAUUGAAGGUUUUCUAUUUCUCACAAAACACUGGCUUCAUGAAUAUGAAAAUGAAGAUUACUUAAGGUUAAUGCAAAGACUACUCAGUGCCACUGCCAGUGAAAAUUCAACUGAUGUAACUACGUUGGCCAGGGAUCUUACUACCUAUUUGGACUAUCUCAGAAACAGUUCUAAAGAAAGCAAUUUUGAUUCUGGCUUCCUCAGCCAUAUGCUAAAUCAAGAGCAGCUAACUGACUUUUCAGCUGUCCAGUUGCUUCUUGAAAGCAUUGUGAUGAAUUCGGUUCAUAACUUUGCUGAGCUUUCUCAGGAAUCAGCUCUGGAUUUCAGUGGUGCCUACUUUCAAAUAAUGGAUUUCAUUAAUCUCAUCUUGAAUCAUAUCCAGUCCAAAAAUGGUGGGGAAGCAGCAGGAAUCACAGAAGAUUUCUUGAAGCAGCUUUUGGAGAUAUUACUCUUCCCUUUGCUAAAUGGAAUGCCUGAAAAUAAAAUAUCACUUCUGCUGAAAGACUUCCAUAAAGAUGUCAUUGCAGAGAUGAGUUUUGUCCCCAGAGACAAAAUUUUUGAAGUUCUGAAACUGGAUCCAUUCCUUACCUGGAUGAAUGAAAACUCAUCGAUGAACAUUUUCUCAAGUUUGAAGACUAUGUAUCAUCUGAUUAAGAACUCAUUUUCAUUAGACAACAGAGAACUCUCUGGAGUUCUGACAGAUUUUUCUCACACUCAUCCAAGGGAGAGCAUGGUUAAAACUGACACUGGAGGCCAUUUGGACUUUUUCACGGUAGUGACACAGUUUCUCUCCCAGUUUAAUAAUUCUGAGAACCUCUCAGAAUUCAACCAAAAUCUCAGGUCUGUUCUCCACCGUGUACAAGAAAGUUCUGCGGAAAUGACCACUAUUAUGGACAUUCUCUUAUACUCGCCUACCCAGGCCUGCAGCUCCUCGUCUCCUCUGCACCAACACACCAUGGUUGCUAAGCUAACUGACUUGCUUUCUGUUGUAAACAGUUCAUUCCCUCUAAGAAAAAGAGAAACACUGGAAUCAACUAUGAGGUUAUUUGGUGCCAUUUCCCAAGUUGGUAAAGAAAGUCAUGUCUUGGCACCUGCCUUAGAAAUAUCUAGAACUCUGACUUUGCUGGUGAACAACACUGCUAAACUGGCUGGUCUUGCCUCAUCAGUGGACUCCGUGGUGAGACUUCUCAAUCUAGCCAAAAAGGUUUCAAGAAAGAUAACUACAAUGUUGGGAACCCUCUCCAUCUCUAGCUCAGAGGACUUCAGGACAUUCUUUGACAUUUUGUAUUCCAUCAUGCUACAAAAUGUUCAACAUCAUGUGAAGCAAGUAACUUCUUUGAAAAAAGUAGACCCUUUCCUAUUCGAGAAGACAAAGGAUUUGUUGAUACCAUUUCUUGACUUGGCCUUCGGGAUGAUGGGAGUGACACCUAAUACAUCAGAGGACUCUGAUAUUUUGAGCGUGUCAUCUAUCAUAUCUUCAUAUGUCAGCCCAUCCAAAGACUUUUCUGAGAUUUUGGAGGAAAUGGCUGAAAACUUAAUUUCUAUAAAAAUUGGGUUGAGAGAUUUGGAGUAUCUUGCAGUGGUGGUUAAAAACAGGACUCAAAACUUUUCUCUUGAUGCUGUUAAUUUAUGGGAAGAAAUUCUAGAUUGUUUAGUCCCUAUGAGUAACAUCACCAACCAAAUGGAUUUCUUGAAGCUUCAGGAGCUUUCUUCUACCAGUCAUCCUCAGGUCCUGAGAAAGGAAGGAAGUCAUGACAUAAUCCGUUUUUUGGAUGUAAUGUUAACAGAUAACAGCACAGAAAGAGAGACUUUCUUGAAAAUGGUGAUUAAUCUCACCAUACAAGCUCUUUGGAAUGGCUUAAAGGAAGAUAACUGGGAUAUUUUUAAUCUCCUGUUGACAUUUUCCCAGCAUCCAAAUGACCUUUUAAACACCAUAGAAUCAGUUGUAGAGGCCUCUAGUGAAAUUAACAGUGACUAUGGAGAUGAUUUAAAUCAAGAUUUAUUUUCUGAUUUGUCCUGGGUUCAGAACAGCAGUCGCUAUCAGCUUGCAAAGUCAGUCCUGAUUGGUCUCAGCAGAAUAGCCCUCUCAAGGGAAGCGCUGCCCCCCAACAACACCCAGUGGGCACGUUUCAUGCACACUUUGAUUUUUCCUAAUUCAGCCACUGCUCAGAAUGUUACAGCAGCAACAGAUGGGAAGAACAAGGAAGAAAUGAUGGCAGUUCCUCAGAGCUCUGAACAAAUGUCAUACUUCCAGAAAUUCCUGAAGGCACUAUUUGUAUUGAUCGAACACUGGCAGAAAGUACCACAAGCUGAUCAAAGUGUUUUUGAGAUGUGUCAAGUUUUCCGGCAGCUGGAGAAGCCCUCGGAAGCUGUGGAGAUGCUGCAUAGAGUGGAGAUGAUGGCUCUGCGUGUGCUCAUCAUCUUUGCAGAAAACCCUUCCCUGACGAAGGACAUUCUGUGUGCUACACUGAGCUGCCAGCGAGGUGGAAUGAGGCACCUUAUCUUAUCUGCUGUGCAAGGAGUCACGUUGCUUCACCACCACUACCAGGAAAUUGGAAAGAUAUGGUCCUCCCCGAAUCAGCUGGACUGUGAAGAUCUUAGCAGGAGUCUUUCCAGUGCUUUAGAAGGCUUCAAAAGCAAGUUGGAAAAUGCUUCUGACCAUGGUUGCACGUGCCAGCCCUUGGUGGGAAUAGUUCAGCAGCACAUGCACAGGUUGACCAAAAGUCUUGAGGAGACUUGGAUGUCAAAGAUUCCUGUUAUGACAUUUCUAAGCAAUUUCACAGUCACAGACGAUAUAAAAAUAAAGGAUUUGAUGAAGAAUGUCACCAAAUUAACUAAGGACCUUCGAUCCUCCUUCCACAUCUCAGAGGAAACCAUCCACAGCAUCUUAGAAGCUAACAUUUCCCAUUCGAAGGUCCUCUCCAGUGUCCUCACAGUAGCUUUGUCUGGAAAGUGUGACGACGAAACUCUUCACCUCCUGCUGACGUUUCCGGAGAGUGAAAAGUCCUGGUUUGCCAUGAAGGAACUCUGCAGCCUGCCAGGGUCUCAAGUGUUCUCCCUGCUUGUGGUGAUGGGCCGGAACCUGAACCUGAGGAACUUCGUUUACAAAACUCUGAUACCUUCUGAAGCAAACGGCUUGCUCAAGUCCCUGUUGGAUGUCAUUUCCAGCCUCAGCUCCAUCCUUGUCAGAGCCCAGCAUGCCCUUGAAUACCUCCCCGAGUUUCUUCACACAUUUAAAAUCACUACCUUGCUGGACAUGCCAGACUUCCAACAGGUUUCCCAGAAUGGCCAAGGCAGAAGUUCAGCUUUCUCCUCUUUCCAGUCUGUGAUGAAGCUUCUCUGUAAGAACCAGGAGUCUUUCCUCAGCAACUCCAACAUGUUUGUUAAUUUACCCAGAGUUAAUGAACUCUUGGAGGAUGACAAAGAGAAGUUCAAUAUUCCUCAUGAUUCAACACCAUUUUGUCUGAAGCUCUAUCAGGAAAUUCUACAGUCUCCAAAUGGUGCACUGGUAUGGUCUUUUCUAAAACCUGUGUUGCAUGGAAAAAUACUGUAUACACCAAACUCUCCAGAGAUUAAUGAGGUCAUUCAAAAGGCUAAUUACACUUUUUACUUCGUGGAUAAGAUAAAAAUUUUAUCAGAAACACUUCUGAAGAUGGCCAGCGUUUUCCAGGGAAGUGGGAGUGGCCGAGUGUUCAGCCAGUUGCAGGAUGCUCUGAGAAACAAAUUUAUAAGAAACUUUGUAGAGAGCCAGUUGCAUAUUGAUACAGACAAGCUCACUGAAGAUCUGCAGACAUAUGGAAGGAUGCUGGACAAGAUGUUUAACCAUGUGGGGGCUGGACACUUUCAGUUCUUGGGUGGUAUCUUGGCCAAUCUCUCUUCCUGUGUGGUGUUGGACCGAUUCCAGGCAAUAGAGACUGUUGCCACCCUGGAGACCAAGGCACACAAACUCAUGAAGCAGAAUAAUUUCUUGGCCAGUGUCAUAUUCAACAGUUCCUUGGGACACAGACACAUCAGAUCAGCACCUCGAAAACUGCCACCCCAUGUCACAUAUACAAUCCGGACCAAUGUCUUGUACAGCAUGAGGACAGACAUGAUUAAAAACCCUUCCUGGAAGUUUCAUCCUCAGAGUCUACCAGCGGAUGGGUUCAAAUAUAACUACAUUUUUGUCCCACUUCAAGACAUGAUUGAGAGAGCCAUCAUUGCAGUACAGACAGGGCAGGAAGCCCUGGAGCCAACCACGCAGGCACAGGCAGCUCCCUACCCAUGCCACACCAGUGACUUGUUCCUGAACAACGUUGGCUUCUUUUUUCCGCUGAUUAUGAUGCUGACUUGGAUGGUGUCUGUGGCCAGCAUGGUCCGGAAGCUGGUUUAUGAGAGAGAGAUCCGGAUAGAAGAGUACAUGCGAAUGAUGGGGCUGCAUCCAGCUAUUCACUUCCUUUCCUGGUUCCUGGAAAACAUGGCCAUGCUGGCUCUAAGCAGUGCUGCUCUUGCUGCCAUUCUGAAGAUGAGUGGCAUUUUCAUGCACAGUGAUGCCUUUAUCAUUUUUCUCUUCUUGCUGGAUUUUGGAGUGUCAGCUGUCAUGCUGAGCUACUUCCUAAGUGUGUUUUUCAACCAAGCUAAUACAGCAGCCCUGUGUACCAGCCUGGGGUACAUGAUCAGCUUUCUGCCCUACGUGGUGCUGUUGGUCUUACACAACCAACUCAGCUUUGCCAUCCAGACCCUUUUGUGCUUGCUCUCGACCACAGCCUUUGGACAAGGAGUCUUUUUCAUUACGUUUCUGGAGGGACAGGAGGAAGGAAUCCAGUGGAGUCACAUGUACCGAGCCCCAGAGCCAGGGGGCAUGACAUUUGGCUGGGUCUGCUGGAUGAUUCUGUUUGAUUCAAUCCUUUAUUUUUUGUGUGGAUGGUAUUUCAGCAACUUGGUCCCUGGAACUUUUGGUUUAGGGAAGCCAUGGUAUUUCCCCUUCACUGUAUCCUAUUGGAAAACUGUGUGUGGAAUGAUGGAGAAACGGCGGCACUCCUUGAGUUCUGGUCUGUUCUUCUUCAAUGAGGACUUGGGCAACAAAGGGUUCUCACAGCAAAAUUGCCCAGGAGAACUGGAAGGAGGAAACCCAGGAGUGGCUCUAAUAUCUGUGACCAAAGAAUAUGAAGGUCACAAGUUGGCUGUCCAAGAACUCACUCUCACCUUCCACCAAGACCAGAUUACAGCUCUGCUGGGGACAAAUGGUGCAGGGAAAACUACCAUUAUAUCCAUGCUGAUGGGGCUGUACCCUCCCACAUCUGGAACCAUCAUCAUAAAUGGCAAGAACCUGCAGACAGAUUUGUCUAAGGUCAGAGAGGAGCUGGGGGUGUGUCCACAGCAGGAUGUUCUCCUGGACAACCUCACUGUGCAGGAACACCUAAUGCUCUUUGGCUCAAUCAAAGCACCUUGGUGGACCAAGAAGCAACUACAACAGCAAGUCAACAAAACUCUUGAUGAAGUAGAGCUAACUCAGCAUCGGCACAAGCCAGCUCGGGUUCUGUCUGGAGGCAUGAAGAGGAAGCUGUCCAUUGGCAUUGCUUUCAUGGGCAUGUCAAAGACAGUGGUUCUGGAUGAGCCAAGUAGUGGGGUGGACCCUUGCUCCCGUCGCAGCCUCUGGGACAUUCUCCUCAAGUACCGGGAAGGUCGCACAAUCAUCUUCACAACCCACCACCUGGACGAGGCUGAGAUGCUCAGUGACCACGUGGCUGUUCUCCAGCAGGGUAGGCUCAGAUGUUAUGCUCCUCCUGCAGGCCUAAAGGAGACCUAUGGCCAAGGACUCACUCUGACACUCACCAAACAACCCUCUGUCCUAGAAAGCCAGGAACCCACGGAUCUGGCUCGUGUCACAUCACUGAUACAGGUCUAUAUUCCUCAAGCGGUCCUCAAAGAUAGCAGUGGAGGUGAACUGGCCUACACUAUCCCCAAGGAUGCAGACAAGACCUGCUUCAAGGGGCUCUGCCAGGCCCUGGAUCAGAACUUACAGCCUCUGCACCUGACAGGGUAUGGGAUCUCCGACACCACCUUGGAAGAGGUGUUUUUGAUGCUUUUGCAAGAUACCAAGAAAAAGUCUCACAUCACUCCAGAAACCAAAUUAGAGCCUCAGAAUGAGAGACCUGCUGGACCUUCUCGUCAGUGUAAGUAGCAGAACCUUUCAUAUUUCUGCGGCUCUUCUGUGAGAACUCCACCUGCAAGGGCCCUGCCUGAGCCCAUGAUUGGCUUCCAGCUGCUUUGGGGACAGGCAGCAGCACUUUUGAGGAAGCGAUUACUGCGCACACUUCGAGCCUGGAAAAGCACCAUCUCAGACCUGCUCCUGCCCGUACUCUUUGUGGCCUUGGCCAUGGGUUUGUUUAUGGUGCAGCCGCUGGCCACUACGUACCCUCCACUCAGACUGACACCUGGCCAUUACGAGAGUGCAGAAACUUACUUCUUCAGCAGUGGGAGCCAUGGUGUGGACCUCACCCAAGUGCUUCUGCGCAAGUUUGGAGUUUGGGAUCCUCUGUGUGCUGAUGGUCAGCUGACGAAUUUUUCAAGCUGGCAUAGAGACCCUUAUUCUGGUCCAGAAUUCAAGGACUCAUGUGGCUGCCUGAAGUGUCCAAAUAAAAGUGCCAGGGCUCCCUAUCUGACCAACUGCCUGGGACACACACUGCUCAACCUCUCAGGCUAUGAUGUGGAAGAGUACUUGCUAGUGCCGUCUGCAAAACCAAGGCUUGGAGGUUGGUCUUUUGGAGUACAAAUCCCCACUGAAGCUGAAGACGUGAAGACAAACACAUCAAAACCAAGGACUUUGGCAAAGGUGUGGUAUAACCAGAAGGGUUUCCAUUCCUUACCCUCCUACCUCAAUCAUCUCAACAACCUCAUCUUAUGGCAGCACUUACCCCCUGCAGACUGGAGACAGUAUGGAAUAACACUGUACAGCCACCCGUAUGGAGGGGCCUUGCUGAAUGAAGACAAGAUCCUGGAAAGCAUUCGCCAGUGUGGUGUUGCCCUCUGUAUUGUCCUGGGAUUCUCCAUCUUAUCAGCAUCGAUUGGUAGCUCCGUGGUGAGAGACAGAGUGACUGGAGCUAAAAGGUUGCAACAUAUAAGUGGUCUUGGAUACAGGACAUACUGGCUAAUUAACUUCCUCUAUGACCUGAUCUUUUACUUGGUUUCUGUCAGUCUAUGUGUCGCCAUUAUAGUCGCCUUCCAGUUAACAGCUUUCACUUUUCGUGAGAACUUGGUGGCCACAGCCCUCCUGCUGGCACUUUUCGGAUAUGCGAUGAUUCCAUGGAUGUAUUUGAUAUCUAGAAUAUUUCCCAGUUCAGAUGUGGCCUUCAUCUCCUAUAUCUCCUUGAACUUCAUCUUUGGCUUGUGCACCAUGCUGAUGACCACCAUGCCCCGGCUCUUGGCCAUCAUUUCCAAAGCCCAGAACUUGCAGAAAAUCUACAAUGUCCUCAAGUGGGUUUUUACCAUUUUUCCUCAAUUCUGCCUCGGCCAGGGGCUCAUAGAACUCUGUUAUAAUCAAAUCAAGUAUGACCUGACUCACAGCUUUGGCAUUGAUUCUUACGUGAGUCCCUUUGAGAUGAAUUUCUUGGGCUGGAUCUUCGUGGAGUUGACCUUGCAGGGCACAGUUCUUCUCCUGUUGAGGAUUCUGCUACAUGGAGACCUUCUAAGAUGGUCAAGGGGCCACUCUACCCUGCAGGACACAGUCAAGUCGGCUAAGGACAUAGAUGUUGAAAAGGAGCAAAUAAGGGUGCUUGAAGGAAGGACUGGAGGAGACAUUCUGGUGUUGUGCAACCUCAGGAAAAGUUACAGAAGUGUUUUCAGGGGGAAGACCACUGCUGUGCAUGACAUUAGUCUGGGCAUACCACGAGGCGAGUGCUUUGGGCUCCUUGGUGUGAAUGGUGCUGGGAAGAGUACAACAUUCAAAAUCCUGAAUGGUGAAACUCCACCGAGCUCAGGAUAUGCUGUCAUCAGGACUCCCCAGGGAGAUAUGGUAGACCUGGCUUCUGCUGGUAAAGUGGGCAUUCUCAUUGGCUACUGUCCACAGCAGGAUGCCCUAGAUGAGCUCCUGACUGGUUGGGAACAUCUUCAAUACUACUGCAGACUCCGUGGGAUCCCGAAGCAGUACAUUCCAGAGGUGGCUGCUGACCUGGUGAGACGCCUGCACCUUGAAUCUCAUGUGGACAAACCUGUGGCCACUUACAGUGGGGGCACUAGAAGGAAGCUCUCCACAGCCCUGGCUCUGGUGGGGAAGCCUGACAUCCUUUUAUUGGAUGAACCCAGCUCUGGGAUGGACCCGUGCUCUAAGCGGUAUCUGUGGCAAACAGUAACGCAGGAGGUUCGGGAUGGCUGUGCUGCGGUGCUAACCUCUCACAGCAUGGAAGAGUGUGAGGCUCUGUGUACCAGGCUGGCAAUAAUGGUGGAUGGCAGCUUCCAGUGUCUCGGGCCCCCACAGCACAUCAAGAACAGAUUUGGUGAUGGCUAUACAGUCAAAGUUUGGCUCCACAAGGAAGGAAGUCAAGCUAGCACAGUUUCUGACUGCUUGAAGCUCCAUUUCCCAGGAAUCCAGUUUAAGGGACAGCGCCUUAAUUUAUUGGAAUAUCAUGUACAAAAGAGUUGGGGGUGUUUAGCUGAUUUGUUCAAAGUCCUAGAGAACAAUAAGAGCCUCCUGAAUAUCAAGCAUUAUUCCAUCAGCCAGACCACUCUGGAACAGGUUUUUGUUAAUUUUGCCACUGAGCAGCUGUAA
Molecule: messenger RNA, 14904 nt
Organism: Psammomys obesus (fat sand rat)
Lineage: Eukaryota; Metazoa; Chordata; Mammalia; Rodentia; Muridae
Gene: Abca13
Product: ATP binding cassette subfamily A member 13
Exons: 62
Biological process (GO): transmembrane transport; lipid transport
Cellular component (GO): intracellular membrane-bounded organelle; membrane
Molecular function (GO): ATP binding; ABC-type transporter activity; ATP hydrolysis activity
Source: RefSeq, a predicted model, not a curated record